AUGACCAAAGAAUACAACCUUGCGAAGAGCUUCUAUCCGCCUGGUGAGCGUGUAUCGGAUUACCCUUCUCAAAUGGAGCUCCGUGCAGCUCCGGACCUCAGGAUCUACGACAAUGCUGCGCAUCAAUCAUACCGAAUGGUCAAAAUAUCAAGGAAUGACUGGCUCGCUCUUCUCUCCCUGACUGUCGGGUCCAGAUCGCCGAGCUGA
Messenger RNA from Penicillium chermesinum, 207 nucleotides. RefSeq lists its product as uncharacterized. The record is from RefSeq and is a predicted model, not a curated record. The coding region runs from base 1 to 207 and encodes 68 amino acids. The transcript has a single exon. NCBI's taxonomy places the organism in Eukaryota, Fungi, Ascomycota, Eurotiomycetes, Eurotiales, Aspergillaceae.